Notothenia coriiceps (black rockcod) is the source of this 753-nucleotide messenger RNA. Its product is annotated as acetylcholine receptor subunit gamma-like. Gene Ontology annotation, molecular function: transmembrane signaling receptor activity; acetylcholine-gated monoatomic cation-selective channel activity. The transcript has 6 exons. Gene Ontology annotation, biological process: monoatomic ion transmembrane transport. The record is from RefSeq and is a predicted model, not a curated record. The annotation marks the transcript as partial. Gene Ontology annotation, cellular component: postsynaptic membrane. Lineage: Eukaryota; Metazoa; Chordata; Actinopteri; Perciformes; Nototheniidae.
UGCACUGUAAAGAGGAGGGGGAGCUGAUCGACAAGUUGUUCAAAGGCUACAACAAGAACAUUCGCCCGGUGAAGCAUCCUGAGGAUAAGCUGGACGUCGAUAUUAAGCUGACCCUCACCAACCUCAUCUCCCUGAAUGAAAAGGAGGAGACUCUCACGACCAAUGUGUGGAUUCAGAUUCAAUGGGUAGAUUAUCGCCUUAUGUGGAACACAUCUGACCAUCACGGCAUCGACACUAUUCGUGUCCCAUGCAACAAUGUUUGGCUUCCUGACAUUGUCCUUGAGAACAACAUUGAUGGAAAGUUUGACGUGGCGUACUACGCCAACGUGCUGCUCUACAACAACGGUGGUAUUUUCUGGCUGCCGCCCGCCAUCUAUCGCAGCACGUGCUCCAUCGAGAUCACCUACUUCCCAUUUGAUUAUCAAAACUGCACACUAGCAUUCAGAUCCCAGACAUACAGUGCCAAUGAAGUGGUCCUCCACUUGGCUCUUGAUGACACCCCCCCAAACGUCAUGAUUGAGUGGGUGGAUAUUGAUCCCCAGGCUUUCACAGAGAACGGCGAGUGGGCCAUUGUCCAUCGUCCAGCCAGGAAAAUGAUCUACGAGCGCUACACCCCAGAUGACCUGGAGUAUCAGGAGAUCUUGUUCAAUAUUGUCAUCCAAAGGAAGCCCCUCUUCUAUGUCAUCAACAUCAUCCUGCCCUGCUCCCUCAUCUCCUCUCUGGUAGUGCUGGCCUACUUCCUACCUGCUCAAG